AUGGCGAUGAGAAGUAAAGAACAAAUUAUGAGGAGUUUUAUUGAUAUUACUGGUUGUGAUGUCCGUCGAGCACAGAACUUUUUGAGAGCUGUUGACUGGAACGAGCAAGAUGCAGUAGCUCUGUUUCUUGACACUAAUGAAACUGAACAACCUUCUCCUCCAAGUUCAGAUCCAGGUGAACAACCGCUAGAAGAUUCAAGUGAAACUACUCGAAGCGGUUCACGUGUUAGGUUUUCUAAUGAACCACCGACCGUGCAUCCAAUUCCAAUAGAUCGAGAAAAAACCAACAUAGCAUCCAAGAUUCAUGCUUUUCAGAACUGGAGACAACAAUUAGACAACUCCGACGAUUCGGAUGACGAGGGUCAAGCUUUUUAUGCCGGCGGUUCGGAACGAAGUGGUCAGCAAAUAAUUGGACCUCCGAAAGACAAAGAUAAUAAUAAACGAAUAGCUAAUGUUUUUGAUGCUGCUCGUCGACAAGGUGCUCGAGAAACGUCGGAUGGCGAUGAUGAAACAGCAUCGUCAUAUCCAAAGAGAGAGCCAUUUUCUGGCACUGGAUAUUCUCUGAAUGACAAUCCUGUACCUUCUUAUCCACAGGAUGCAUCCGCAUCAGUUACCACUAAGAAAGUUGAACAAGUACCGAUACGCUUUUAUUCCAAUGGAUUUACUGUUGGUGAUGGAGAGUUACGCUCGUUCGAAGAGAAUAGAGAAUUUAUUGAAUAUAUCAAACGCGGGGAAAUGCCUCCUGAACUUCGCAGCAUGAACAGCAAUGGUCAACAAAUUGAGGUCAGUCUUGAAGAUCAUCGUGGUGAAGAAUACAAACGUGUUGCCCCAACGUUCAAACCAUUCACAGGUACUGGUCAUACCAUAGGUGCACCAAGAUCUAAUCAAGCCGAAUCCGAUACUCUUGAUUUACAUCGACUUGAAGACAUCGCUCGACAACGAUUGAGACGUUCGAUAUCAUCAUCAACAAUUAUUCGACUUCGUUUACCAGAUAUUUCCACGCCACUGUGCAUACCAAUUGAUCUACAUCGCACACUAGCAGAUGUACGAAAGUUUCUCACAGAGAACAUUCCGUCCCUCCAAUCAAACACAUUCGAAUUCAUGGAACCACCAUCAACACGCAUUCAGCGUGAUGAUGAAAACCAAAGAAUCAAAGAUUCGAAACUGUCGAACUCCAUGCUUGUCGUUCGACGAACUGGUUAA
Messenger RNA from Adineta ricciae, 1203 nucleotides. Lineage: Eukaryota; Metazoa; Rotifera; Eurotatoria; Adinetida; Adinetidae. The record is from the annotation of a GenBank genome assembly.